Molecule: messenger RNA, 1071 nt
Organism: Fraxinus pennsylvanica
Lineage: Eukaryota; Viridiplantae; Streptophyta; Magnoliopsida; Lamiales; Oleaceae
Source: the annotation of a GenBank genome assembly
AUGGGAUCGUCAAGUCCACCUGAACUGGGUUUAAAUUGUAGAUUAUCGUCAGCAACAAAAACUUAUAUUCCCAAAACAAUCAGUGAUUUUCUUGCAGAAGUUUCAACGAUUAGUAAUACUUCUGAAAGGCUUUUAAAGCUUGAUGAUUACGUCAAUAGACUCCAAGAUGAAAUGAAGAAAAUCGAUGCCUUCAAACGCGUUCUUCCUCUUUGCAUGCUCCUUCUCAAAGAUGCGAUUGUGACAAUGGAGGAAGAGUUAAAGCAGUGCAAGAAAUCAAAUGCUCAGCCAGUUCUGGAAGAAUUUAUACCAUUAAAGAAACCUGGUGAUGAUGAAAAUGAAAAGGUCAAGGCCAGUACAGAAAAUGAUGUUAACAAUAGAGAUAAAAUGAAUUGGAUGAGCUCUGUGCAGCUAUGGAACUCAGAUCAUCACCAUCAAUAUCCGAAUCUUGAUUUGAAUAACAGUAAUCAAACCUUAAAACAGGAUAUCAAAAAGGGAGUGGAAGGAGAAAUUCUUCGGCCGAGUUCGAGGGAGGAUAUUGGUUAUAGUGGCUUGACCUCGCAAUUCGGUUGUAGCAAAUUAACUUCCUCUUUGGCAACUAAUAUUGGAGCAAAUUUGAGGACUGAACAACAAUCAAAGCAGCAGCAAACUGCAAGGAAGCAAAGGAGAUGCUGGUCGCCUGAAUUGCAUCGCAGAUUUGUCGAUGCCCUGCAACAACUUGGAGGUCCACAAGUUGCUACUCCUAAACAGAUCAGAGAACUGAUGCAAGUUGAUAGUCUCACAAAUGAUGAAGUGAAGAGUCAUUUGCAGAAAUAUCGCCUUCAUACUCGAAGAGUUCAAAGCACGUCCACAAAUCCAUCUGUGGUACUAGGAAGUUUGUGGUUGUCCCAAGAACAGUAUGGUGAAUCCUCAAAACCGAGCACAUCCCAAUCCGGUUCUCCUCAGGGACCUCUUAACUUAACUGGAUCCUCCAGAGCAACUUCCAUGACUGCAGCAGAUAGCAUGGAAGAUGAAGACGACGAAAACUUGGAGAGCCAUAGCUGGAAAAGUCGCAUACAUUUAUCCAACGUGUAG